CUGCAUGCUCAGAGGAAGCGUGAGCAGCUGUCCCCACUGAGGGACAAGUGCCACGGGCUGGGCACGGUGCAGCCGCAGCACCAACAUGGGCACUGCUGAGGGACUGCGAUCUGCUGGGAGGACAUGGACUCUGGGCUCUUGUGGCACCUACCUGGGCAUCGCUGCCAUUACAUGGGGGAUGGUGCUGUGGGUGGAGGUGGAUGCCUGGACUUACCACUACAGUGACCAAGGGGACUACACGUGGGAGCAGGCCAGGAAUUUCUGCCAGACCUUCUUUACUGACCUGGUGGCAAUCCAGAACCAGCAGGAGAUCGAGUACCUCAACAAGAGUCUACCCUACCAUGGGCGCUACUACUGGAUUGGCAUUCGCAAGCUGGGCAGUACCUGGACCUGGGUGGGCACCCAGAAGGCGCUGUCCAAGGAGGCAGAGAACUGGGCAGAGGGGGAGCCCAACAACCGCCGCUCCAACCAGGACUGCGUGGAGAUCUACAUCCAGCGGCCACAGCAGUCCGGCAAGUGGAACGAUGAGCCCUGCAACCGGAAGAAAAAGGCACUGUGCUACCGGGCCUCCUGCCAGCCCUUCUCGUGCAGCCAGCGUGGCGAGUGCGUUGAGACCAUUGGGAGCUACCGCUGCGAGUGCUACCCUGGCUUCCACGGCCCUGAGUGCGCAGAUGUUCUGCAGUGUGCCAAGCUGGAGCCCAAGGGAGUGCCCAUGAACUGCAGCCAUCCCUACGGAGACUUCAGCUACAACUCCACCUGCGAGUUUGGGUGCCACAAGGGGUUUGAGCGGCAAGGGGCGGGCGUGCUGCGGUGCCUGCCUUCCCAGGAGUGGUCAGCAAACAUUCCCACCUGCACAGCUGUCACCUGCCCAGUGCUCAGAGCACCAGACCAGGGAGAGAUGAACUGCUCCCACCUCCAUGGGGACUUCAGCUUUGGCUCCACAUGUGCCUUCUCCUGCCAGAAGGGGUUUGUGCUGAUGGGGCCAGAGAGCCGUGAGUGCACAGCCACAGGGAUCUGGACAGGGGAUGCAACAAGAUGUGAAGCCACUGCCUGUCCAGUGCUCAGUGCUCCAGACCAGGGGGAGAUGAACUGCUCCCACCUCCAUGGGGACUUCACCUUUGGCUCCACAUGUGCCUUCUCCUGCCAGAAGGGGUUUGUGCUGAUGGGGCCAGAGAGCCGUGAGUGCACAGCCACGGGGAUCUGGACAGGGGAUGCAACAAGAUGUGAAGCCAUCAGCUGCCCGGUGCUCAGUGCUCCAGACCAGGGAGAGAUGCACUGCUCCCAGAUCCAUGGCAAUUUCACCUAUGGAUCCAUGUGUGCCUUCUCCUGCCAGACAGGAUUUGCCUUGGUGGGGCUGCAGAGCCGUGAGUGCACAGCCUUGGGGACCUGGACUGGGGACACACCACACUGUGAAGCUGUUACCUGUCCAGUGCUCAGAGCACCAGACCAGGGAGAGCUGAACUGCUCCCACCUCCAUGGGGACUUCAGCUUUGGCUCCACAUGUGCCUUCUCCUGCCAGAAGGGGUUUGUGCUGAUGGGGCCAGAGAGCCGUGAGUGCACAGCCACGGGGAUCUGGACAGGGGAUGCCCCACGCUGUGAAGCCGUUACCUGUCCAGUGCUCAGAGCACCAGACCAGGGAGAGAUGAACUGCUCCCACCUCCAUGGGGACUUCACCUUUGGCUCCACAUGUGCCUUCUCCUGCCAGAAGGGGUUUGUGCUGAUGGGGCCAGAGAGCCGUGAGUGCACAGCCACAGGGAUCUGGACAGGGGAUGCAACAAGAUGUGAAGCCAUCAGCUGCCCAGUGCUCAGUGCUCCAGACCAGGGAGAGAUGCGCUGCUCCCACCUCCAUGGCAAUUUCACCUAUGGAUCCAUGUGUGCCUUCUCCUGCCAGACAGGAUUUGUCUUGGUGGGGCUGCAGAGCCGUGAGUGCACAGCCUUGGGGACCUGGACUGGGGACACACCACACUGUGAAGCUAUUACGUGCCCGGUGCUCAGAGCUCCAGACCAGGGAGAGCUGAACUGCUCCCACCUCCAUGGAGACUUUACCUUUGGCUCCUCGUGUGCCUUUUCCUGCCAGACAGGGUUUGUGCUGAUUGGGUCAGACAGACGCAAGUGCACAGCCACAGAGACAUGGACAGGGGAUGCCCCACGCUGUGAAGCCAUCAAAUGCUCAGCACUGACCACCCCCAAGAUGGGCCAGGCCACCUGCUUCCAUCUCCAUGGGGACUUCACCUUUGGCUCCACGUGUGCCUUCUCCUGCCAGGUGGGGUUUGUGCUGAUGGGGUCAGAGAGCCGUGAGUGCACAGCUCUGGGGACCUGGACUGGGAACCCCACACAUUGCAAAGCCAUCAGCUGCCCAGUGUUGUCCCCCCCCAGCAGAGGCCAACUCAGCUGCUCUCAGCUGCACGGGAACUUCACCUACAACUCCACAUGCACCUUUUCCUGUGAGGAGGGGUUUGUUCGGAUGGGAGCAGAGAUGCUACAGUGUGAGGCCACGGGGAACUGGACCAGGGAUCCCCCUGUCUGUGCAGAGGAUGGUGCCUUCCUAAAGCAAGUCCUGGCUUACAGCAGCAGCUCGGCUCUGGCAGUAGCUGGUCUUGUGCUCUCUGGAGGGCUCAUUGCCCUCCUUGCCAAGAGGCUCAGUGACAGAGAGGAGAAGAGGAAGCUUCUGAAACCCACCAGUGACCUGGGAGCACCAGGCACCUUCACCAAUGCAGCAUAUGAUGCCAACCUGUGAGCCUGCCCGAGACUGAAACCCACUGUGUCCCCCAGGGCUGCAGGCCCAGCUGCUGGAACUGCUGAUGGAGCACAGAGGGACUCCAUGCCUGUGGGUGUAGCCUGGACCAGAGCUGCCCCUGGACACUGCCACCAUGUGCAGCAUUCCCCGGGAAGGGGAGCUGCCUCCAGUGCAGGCAGCUGGAGACCCACCAGGGGCCAAAAGCCACGUGCUAGGGGCAGCCUGCCAACCAGCCCUUGGACAUUCUCCCACCAGGAAUUUGGAUAUUUCCCAGUAGCUGCUGCACUCAUGCUUCCAUCCAUGAGCUUGUGUCAGCGGGGUUUGAAUAAACGCCUUUGUCUAA
Messenger RNA from Taeniopygia guttata (zebra finch), 3080 nucleotides. Its product is annotated as P-selectin. Gene Ontology annotation, cellular component: membrane. Gene Ontology annotation, biological process: cell adhesion. NCBI's taxonomy places the organism in Eukaryota, Metazoa, Chordata, Aves, Passeriformes, Estrildidae. The record is from RefSeq and is a predicted model, not a curated record.